Messenger RNA from Dipodomys spectabilis (banner-tailed kangaroo rat), 731 nucleotides. It is a transcript of the gene Coprs, whose product is annotated as coordinator of PRMT5 and differentiation stimulator. The transcript has 5 exons. The record is from RefSeq and is a predicted model, not a curated record. The coding region runs from base 27 to 572 and encodes 181 amino acids. Gene Ontology annotation, cellular component: nucleus. Gene Ontology annotation, molecular function: histone binding. NCBI's taxonomy places the organism in Eukaryota, Metazoa, Chordata, Mammalia, Rodentia, Heteromyidae.
GUGGCGCCGGGCGGUGGGAGCCCGGCAUGGAUCCUCUAGCGAGCGGGACCCUGGCGCCGAGAGUCGCGGGGCCGCCUCCGGGCGCCCCGCUGCCCAGCGCGAGGGCGUCUCUCCCCGGGCUGGAGGCUGGCUUUGCCACAGAUUACCAUUGUGGUCAGAAGAGAGAGAGUGAAACCACCACGGAUCAACUAGCCAGUGGAGCCCAAAGCACCCAUAGUGAUAUUUGUACCCAUGGCAAGGGCACACACUGUGGAGAGGAAGGCUUUGCUGAGGAGGCUGAUGGGGAACUGAAGGCCUGGGAGCUAUCAGAAGAAACACGCUGUCCACCCAGGGAACAGACUGCUGAUCUUUUUAAUGAAGACUGGGACUUGGAGUUGAAAGCAGAUCAAGGGAAUCCUUAUGAUGCUGAUGAUAUCCAGGGGAGCAUUUCUCAAGAGAUCAAACCAUGGGUGCGCUGUGCCCCACAAGGAGACAUGGUCUAUGAUCCCAGUUGGCACCACCCACCUCCACUGAUACCCCAUUAUUCAAAAAUGGUCUUUGAAACGGGACAGUUUGAUGAUGCUGAAGACUGAAGGCAGCAAUGCACUUUCUACUUUGUGUGGUAGGUACAAGGGAUUGAACCCAGGGUCUCACACAGGCUAGGGAAACUACUGAGCUCUCCACUUAAUAAUAUCUAUUAUCUGAAAUCAGUUUCACAUACAUUUUAACUGGGUGUUUAUAACUUGUUCUUA